This is a messenger RNA of Solea senegalensis (Senegalese sole), 4156 nucleotides long. It is a transcript of the gene ky, whose product is annotated as kyphoscoliosis peptidase. Bases 105 to 2621 code for a protein of 838 amino acids. The transcript is spliced from 7 exons. NCBI's taxonomy places the organism in Eukaryota, Metazoa, Chordata, Actinopteri, Pleuronectiformes, Soleidae. The record is from RefSeq and is a predicted model, not a curated record.
GGAAACAUCUCUGCUCCGACACUCCAGCAAACACCCAGCAAACAUCCAGCAAACAUCCAGCAGGCAUUUCCAAAUCCUCUCAGGGACGCCAUGCUUCCAGCAUAAUGUCGGCCGAAGUUGCAAUUCAGAAGUUCUCCUUCCCCUUCUCCUGUGCCGUGCGCCUCGCUCAGCACGACGAUGUGACCCAGAAGGGCUGUGUGCAGGUGAAGGCCCUGGAGCUUCAUGACCUCCAGGAGAAUCCCAUGAUAAGCGAAGCCAGCAAACCCGAUCCGGUUAUAGGAGCCGUGGCUCAUAAAAAAAAUCAAGGCCCCGAGUGUCCAGUGCCCCCUCCGCCCGGGGGAGUCGUGGCAGCUGCCCAGGACACGUCGCAGGGCGCUGCUGUGCUUUCCAGGCGAAGCGUAUUUGAGAAACUGGUGGUGGAGAGCGAGGAUCAACGCCCGGCGGCCAAGAGACAGCUGUCGUGCGAGAGCGCGGCCAAGACCAUCAGUGUGGUGAAAAAGAGUGCAGUGAGGAAGGAGGCGGAGGAGCAGAAAUACCUGAAAGUGAAGGCACACAUGGGACAGAGGGUGACGUCGUGUGCCGUGGCAGCAAGGAAGAGGAAGCGUCGGAAGGAUCUGUUCAGCAGCACUGAGGUGUUCCUCAGGGUGGACACUCACGCUAUCAGGGCGGGAGUAGAGUUGAAGGAGAAGUGUGUGUACGAUGUGAAGACAAUCGUACAGAGUAUCACACAAGGAGCCAGGAAUGAGCUGGAGAGGCUUCGUGCCAUUUGGGUCUGGCUGUGCCACAACAUUGAGUACGACGUGAACGGGUACCUCGGCCGCUCAGAGAAGUUGAGCUCACCGGAGGAAGUGAUCGCGGCCGGUCGAGGCGUGUGCUGCGGCUACUCCAGCCUCUGUACAGAAAUGUGCAGAGAAGUGGGCAUUGAGUGCCAGGAAGUGCCAGGCCACAGUAAGGGCAUCGGGUACUGUCAGGGCCAGAGCCUCAAGAAUGUGAAAUCCGAUCACCUGUGGAACGCUGCGCUUCUGGGUGGACAGUGGUUCCUGCUGGACGCCUGUUGGGGGGCAGGACGAGUAGAUAUGGAACAUGAAAGUUUCGUCAAAAGGUUCGAUGAUUUCUAUUUCCUAACGGAUCCAGAGGAAUUUAUCGAGUCGCACUUCCCCGACGAGGAGAAAUGGCAGCUCUUGGACACACCUAUCCCCCUGGAGGAGUUUGAGAGGAGAGUCUUCAAGACGUCAGCCUUUUUCACCAUGGGGCUGAGGCUGAUUCAGCCUCAUCACUUUCACCUUGUCACAGAUGAAGGUGAGGCGAGCGUGUCCCUCGGCUUCUCCAGAACCACCACCUUCACCUAUGAGAUCACCCAGCACCAGGACCUACUCCACUGUGGAGCCUCGGAGCAGAAAGAAUCCAACAAUUCUUCUUCAGGCUUCCUCACAGUUUCCCAUCGCAGCAUGAAACUGCAGCUCCUGCCACCUGCAAGCGGCACAUAUGACGUUAAGGUGUUUGCCAGACCUGAAGCAGCUGUCACUCCUCUGGUCUGGGUCUGCUCCUUCACGGUGGAGUGUCCAAAUCCCCGCGCCAUGGAGGAGAUCCCAGAGAAUCCCUAUUUGUCUUGGGGUCUGCAGCCUGUGGCAGUAUCUUUGGGCCUCACAAGCAGCAGCCAGGGCAGCGAGGUUGUUGAGGUGGAGGACGGCGUCUUUGAGUUACUGUUGAAAACGUCUAGGCCACUGAUGGUGCUGUGUGAACUGGUCCACCCAGAGCUGGACGCCGCAGUCGCCAGGCGCUGUCUGGCUACUCAGAUCCAACGGGACGUUUUGACCUGCCACAUUCUGUGCCCCUUCCGUGGCUUUUACCGACUGUCGGUGUUUGUGCGGGACUAUGAAAAAACAGAUGUCAAGUUCCAGAAUGCUGCAAACAUCCUGUUGCACUGCAAGGGAAAGGUGGUCGGACUCGACGACCUCUUUCCUCCUAACCUGGGGUCGGCGUGCGGCCCGGGGACUCGCACGUCUGAGGCAGGGCUGUCUAAGUUCAGCCAUACAGUGGCGGUAGUGAGCAUGCAGCAAGGAAAGUGUAACAUCACCUUCCACAAUCAGCGGGACCUUGAGCUUCACACUGUGCUCAGCAGAGAGGAGAAGAAAACACCAGCUAUUCCGCUUUCUCGACAUCUCUUCUGCACGUACACAGACAGCAAGGUGACAGUGAGCACUAGCCUUCCUGGCGCUGGGGUGUAUCGGCUGGGCCUGUACGCCAGGAUGGCCCCCGGUGGAGAUUUCAACCCCAUGUGUGACUUUGUUCUGAGGAACAGCUGCGAUCAGCCGGGGCCUCCGUUCCCCUGCGUCUACUCGGCCUGGAGGAAAGGCUGCGUGCUCUUUGAGCCUCGUGUGGGCCUGCUGGAGCCCGACUCCUGGGUCCGCUUCAGGGUGCGAGUCCCUGGGGCGCAGAGGGUGAGCGUGGUGGGGGAGACGCGGACUGAACUGAAACUGAACAAGAGCAGAGUCUGGGAGGCCGAUGUUUUCAGCGGGAACAGUGUCCAGCAACUGAAACUGGCCGCGUCCUCGGGGGAGUCCAGUGACAUGGCCGUUUUGAUGGCCUUUGAUAUUAAGCAGACGGAAAGAGAAGAGUGAAAACCAGAUGGUCAGUUCCGUGAAUGUAGCUGUUCACUGCCUCAUCGUGUUAUGGACACAUAUUACGACGACAUCCACACUAAUCCAUUUGUGUUUAAAAAUAAAAUCACCCACACGACUGCAACCUUUUCGAGUGGAACUAUCGGCUAUGAGCUAAAACUUGUCAGCGCUUACUUUCAGUUUCACCUCAUCUCUCACUGACAGAAUUUCUUUUUCUUCUUCUGCUUCCUGUUUAAAUGGUCAUGCGAUAUACCAGUAAUUCCCAAAAUGUGGGCCACAACCCCCCUGGUGGGCAAUUAAAAUGAAUUAAACUUAAUAUUUUCUGGAUAGAAGUGAAAUGAGCUUUCCACAUUUUACAGUAUAGAUGUGCAAAGGGCAAACACUUUAUGACAUAAGCAACAUAUAUGUUUUUUUAGGGCUACAGAAGAUUUUCAGACAUGACUGUGGACACAGAUUACUUUUGACACGUCUGAUGAUCACUGUUCAAAUCAUGCAGUAGCAUGGAUGUAAAGCUAAGGAUGUCAAUAACUCAAAACUGUGAGCCACAGACUUUCAGGUGUAAAUGAAUCAUUAAUGGCUGCGUCUCACUUCAGGGUGGGGCUGCAUUUGAAGGCUUAAUGAGACUCUGCUGUUUGUAAAGGCUCCUCAGAACAUGACCUAGCAACAGAAGAUCCAGUGAAUGCUUUCAAAGGCGGUAACAGAAGAGACCAGCCGCUUCCUCUAAAAGAGUCAGACCCUGAAUUGAGACAAGAGGUGCUUCUCAGUCGAGGUGGGUGUUCCGCCAAAGGACUGGUUCAAUGUUCUUCAAAGACGUCCUUAGUAGAUUUGAUGGACGCAACUGGAAGUUCACCAACACUACCUGCUACCUGGCACCUACUGGAAAAUACUAGCUGUCAGUCACACUGGUGUCCACUCGUAUGUGCGCCGCCCAUUUGCCUCUAACUGGGAACACGAUUUACAAAACUGACAUCGGAAGGAGACCCAGGCUAUGCUGGAGGGAUUAUAUCUCUCGGCUGGCCUGGGAACACCUUGGGAUUCCCCCCGGAAGAGCUGGUGGAAGUGCCUGCCCUGCGACCCAGACCCCGAUAAGUGGAAGACGACGACAACGUCAUCGUGAAUCAAUGAGAAGUAGAAGCUAAUUUUUUAUCCAUUCAAAUUGAGUUCUUUUUGUUGCCCCCUGGUGGCUGACUGCUAUUUCCUGGGCUUCGACUUUGAGAAGCACCUACAACUAACACUGCCAGUCAGAAUAAGACUAUGUAAAUUAAUAUUGAUUCUGUGAAUGUGUGAAACUCUGCGAUACGAACGCAACUUGGCAUUUGUUAGGGGAAUUUUAAAAAUGUAUUAUUUAAUGUAGGUAGAAUUCAGUGUAAAAACAUUUUAAAAAAUGACAAUGGUGCUGUGCUUUGGUGCUAAGCCUUGAUCGGAUGCAUUUGUGCUUUAUUAUAAUUAUUCAUAAAAUGUUGUGAGCGUGUAAAUAUGUCUAUUAUGAGAUGAUGGUUGUGAAGGGUGUGCAAUAAAAAAACACUAUCAAUAUC